GUCAGUGUCAGCAGCAACGCUCGGCAGUCUGACAGAGAAUGGGAUUAAAUAAUAACAUUGCUAUGUUUUGGUGUAAUAACAUCUGAAGUAAACUAACGUUAGGUUUAUAGACCACAAUCAUGAAGAAAUCGAAAGCAAUGCUUAAAUUCAGUAGGAAACGGCUCCGUCAUUUAAAGCUGCCCGAGGAGAGCGAGUCGGAGCAGCGCGCGCAGAGUUGCUGCGUGGUGUUGUGCACCAACACACAGACCAACAGCGACCUCACGUUCCACGCCAUCCCCGACGCCGAGGAGGACACGGAGCGGGCGGACCGGUGGCUGAAGGCGAUCCGCGCCGUCAAUGGUCGGUGGUGGCAGAAGUUCCCGCAGAGCGUGGUGUGCGCGGAGCACUUCGUGUCGGGCGCUCCGUCGCUGGACCCCGGCGACGUGGACUACGCUCCCUCCAUCUUCCCUGAGGACAGCUCCGCAGCGAGGAGCAGGGCGCCGCAGGCGGACAACUCGCAGCCGAGGCACGGGGCGUCGUACACCGCGGCGGCGCACGUGCUGGGCGCGCUGGUGGCGGGGGCGCGCGCGGGGAGCUCGCUGUGUUCCUCGCAGCUGUACCGCCGCGUGCUGCGCGACCUGCGCAUCGGCGUCAACGUGGGCACGCUGCACGCCGCCUGGGUGGGCGCCCAGCGCGCGGCGCUGCUGCAGGUGCGGGCGGCGGGGCGGCGCGGGGACUGGGCGGGGGUGGAGCCGCCCCCCUUCGCGGCGCGCCUGGCGGACCUCGUGCUGCUACACACCGACGUCGACGGACACAGACUGCUGCCCCCCGCGAGCGAGUGGUGCGACGAGGAGUACCGCGCGCUGGGCACGCUGUGUCGCCUGGUGCGGAGACACGGCGCCGAGGUGGGGGGCAAGCCGGGGGUGAAGGCGACGGGGCGGGGGCUGCGCGGGGCCGAGCUGGAGCUGCGCUGGUCGCGCGUGUACGCCGGGUACCGCGCCACCGGCCGCACGGCCUCCGUCAUCGUGCUGCAGCGGCGCUGGCACGAGCUGAAGCUGCAGGCGCGCGAGGCGGGCGCGCGCAGCCACCUGCACCGCGCCGUCGCGCGCCAGCACCCGCACGUGCUCCGCGCGCCGCCGCGCGCCUGGAGGCAGCUCGUGCUGGACGGGGACGUGCUCAAGCUGCCGCGCCCGCUGCCGGACGAGGCAGUGUCGGGCCCACUGCCGGCCGACCCGGGGCUGGACGACCUGCCGCCGCCCGGCGACCGCCCGCCGGACGAGGUACCGCCAGGCGAUCCAGUGGACGGCAAUGCCCUGCCAGUGGACGCUACUACGUCAGCGCAGCUCGACAACGCAGUGAAAAUAGAAUUCCAGCUGGAGUCCUCCCCGCCAGAUUGCAUCAAACAGGAGCCACAAGACACGUAUGAAGAAGAAGCGACUAGUGUAGAGGGAGAGCGCGUAUGGCCGUCACAGACGGGUGCGAGCGAGACGGAGCACUCGAGCACCUUACACUUGCUGCAGUCACUGGACCCGAGCGCGAUGCACACCGAGAUAUACUACGAGAGCGACGACGACGACGACGACGACGAUUGUGAACCUAAUGCGCUAGAGAAUAAAGUCGAGGUUAAAGUGGAGCCGGCGCGCAGCGUGCGAGACUUCAUAAAGUUCGAGGAGGACCUGGCGGAGAGUGACGUCACGCGGCUCGCGGCGGAGGACGCGGGCGGGGGGAUUGACCCCAAGCUGCUGAUGGACGCGCGCGUGCAGCUGCAGCGCCUGCCGCUGGACCGGCUCGUACUGGGACCCAGCGCUCGGCCCGCGGCGGGAUCCAGUUCCAAGCCCGCACCGGGAUCCAAUUCCAAGCCCGCAGCGGGAUCCAAUUCCAAGCCCGCAGCGGGAUCCAGUUCCAAGCCCGCAGCGGGAUCCAGCUCUGACCAGGGUGUAGAGCGCGGCUGGCGGCGCGUAGAGCUGCCAGUGAGUGGCGGGGGCGUGGGGGGCGCAGGCGGGGGGCGCAGCGCCCCCAUGGCCGCGGUGCGCCCCAUGCGCGUCUCUCCGCCCGCACAUCCAGUAGAGUCGGACGACAACGCGGAGCCCGCGUCCAAGCGGCGGCGUGGUGAGGCCGGGUGUGACAUACCCGCUGCACCGACGUCGCCGCCCCAUGCAACAUCGGCACCGACGUCAACGUCAGCGACGAUGUCAUCGGCAGCCGACACCGCGGCCGAGCACAGGCGUGCCGCGCGGCGCCGCCUGUGUCAGCUGUACGCCACCUUCGCCGCACUACUGCCCGAGACAGUGACGUCGAUACCGAGAUCCCGCUCCGAUACCGAGAGACCGCCGCCGUCGUCCCGCGCGGCCGCGGGUACAUCCGACAGGAAGAGCAAACCCAGGCACCGAACCAACAACCCGCCACCCACCGGCCUCAGUACACCGUGCAGUACCAGUAGUCGUACAGACACCACGGAACCACUCGCGGCCGGUACAAGUACGCCAGAGAGCAGGACAUGUAUGCAGCUCAAACAUGAAAGUACGCCAAGUAACGAUACUCCGGAGUGUAGUGCAAGUACACCAGUGUCCCGGGACAGUAACAUUAUAAAACCUGAGCCCAUGACUACGGCCACUGCAACUGCGCCAGCGACUGCUCGAAGUAAACGUACCAACAGUACAAUAUCUAAUAUUACAGAAACUGACAAAAGUACGCCAGUGUGCAGUACCAGUCCGCUGAACAACAAUGAAGGUACGUCAGCGCCCAGCAGUAGCACAGCGGGCAAAGGUGAAGGAACGCCAGCGCUGAGUACACGUACGCCAACGAAUCAAAAAUUCACGCGGUUUAAUGUUAAAAGUGCGCCGCCGCCCAGUAGUAACUCAGUAAACAGGGUAGGUACGCCAGUGCGCCGCAACGCGACGCUGAUUAAGUCGACUGCUACUGUCGGGAUCUCAGUGCUGGGCCCGAUGACGCCCAAUACUGCGCCGGCGUCCAUCGUACUGGACACUACGCCGGCCUGCAGCAACACUGCGCCGGACACACCGAAGCCAAAGAACUCCACCCGCCGCGGCAAGCCACGCGCGGGGACCGCUCCGCUGCAGGCGGGGGUCGCAGUACAGAAGGCGCCGCCCGGCGACGUGACUCGUCUGGCCGGGUACGACGAGUGGCAGCGGCAGAAGGCGGCCACCGCGAAGUACUUCCACAUCAACACCCCCACCAACGUCAAGCCCCCCCCGCCGCCCCCCACCACGGCGUCAGCGACUCCGGUCCCAGCGCCGCCCAAAAUACCGGACUUGAUCCCGCUACCGACUCGGGGCUCACUGCCGACCGGGGCCCCAUUACCGACCGAGAGCCAGUUAACAAUCAGGGCCCUGUUACCAGCUGAGGCCCCGCUACCGGCCGGUGCCCCGCUACCGGCCAGUGCCUCAAUACUGCCUGUUGCCCCGUUACCGACCGCGUCCCCACUACUGCCUGGUGCCCCGCGACCGGCUAUGACCCCGCUACUACCGGAGACCCCGUCAGCUCCUAUGACCCCGCUGCAGGCUCUGGCCCCGCUGCUGGCCCCCGGCCAACCGGCCCCCGUCGUGGUGGUCAUCCAGAACACCAUUAACAACGUGUACGCCCCCGCCCCCGCCCCCGCCCCCGCCCCCGCCCCGGCCCCCGCCCCCAACACGAACACGCUGCGACACGGCGACUGCAUCGAGAUCUCAGACUCAGACUAGUCUCACACACACACACACACACACACACACACACACACACAAACACACACACACACACACACACUCUCUCUCACACUACAAUAUUGUUAUAAUGUAACAUUAAUGAAUCACACUAUAAUAUUAUAAAUGUGAAAGUUUGUUUGUUUGGAUAUUUGUCGGUCAAUCACGCUGAAACUACUGAACGGAUUUUGAUGAAAUUUGGUAUACAGACAGGGUAUGAGCUGACUUGGGUUAAAGGAUAUUUUUUAUCCCACGGGAACGCGGCAGUAGCUAGUAUACUAUAAGUCAGUAUAAAUGUACUGUGAGUGACUGCGCGCUGACGUACGUGCGAUACUUGCGGAAUGUAUGGCAAUGUUUGUACAGGACGGUUGUGUAAGUAAAUGAUUAUGUUGUAGUAUGUUGGAUCCAAAGGUUUCAUUAGACAUGUAUCGCAAUAUAGUAUAAGUAUAGUAAUCUCUGAUCCGGAGCUGCGGACUACCUAGCGGUUUACCGGGGCUCCGGCUCGAAAAGCAGGAGAAGGAAUGGGGUGGUUUUUAGUCAGUAAGAGUCUGACACUCCCUCUCGCCUCGCCCAAGGCAGGAGAAGUCAUUGAAUGAUUUUCCCCCUCAAAAAAAAAAGUAUAGUAAACUGCUGUCAGUAGUAAAAUGGAGUGCAGCAGUACUGUGUACUGCGCGCUAUCACGACGUGUGUUCAUAGAUAACACACACAACACACAUACACGCGACGCAGGCGGCGCCGGGUGACAUCGUAACAUAAACAAAGCAAUAACUCUCCACGGAACUGUCCCCGCGCUCGUGUCGCCGUCGCGUGAUACCCACCGCUGGUAAUGAAUCGAGUCAAUUGCUGUUAGACACAAUAAAUAAGAUUUACUAAUUAAUUAUUUAAUAUAACGAGUGAUAAUUUAAUAAUUAUGGAAUAAAGAACUUUACUGUA
This is a messenger RNA of Spodoptera frugiperda (fall armyworm), 4613 nucleotides long. Its product is annotated as mucin-2. The transcript is spliced from 11 exons. Lineage: Eukaryota; Metazoa; Arthropoda; Insecta; Lepidoptera; Noctuidae. The record is from RefSeq and is a predicted model, not a curated record. Bases 120 to 3680 code for a protein of 1186 amino acids.